CCGGGCUGUGCAAGAAUGAGCCGCGGGGGUGACACACCACGGCCAGAGCCUAUGUCAGGGGCGAGGACAGAGCGGGAUGGGGCGGCGCGGCCUGCGCGGCCCAGCAGAGCAGCCGUUGGGGGCCCUGCUCCAACUACAAGCCCCAGAAUGCACCGGGAGUGCCGUGUAUCCUUCGAACCGGCCAAUGAGGGCGCGAGGGGCGCGUCACGUGAGCGGGGCGCGCUUUCCAAGUGCGGGCGGGUGCGCGGCGCGGCUGGUGAGCUCGGUACUAUGGAGGAAAAAAAAGAAAUGUCAGCACAUAGCCAGAGUCAUGAGAUUGAAACAAAACUGGAUGUUUGCAUGAGCAAUGUUUCAGACUUUGAUCUUCUGACUGAUGAAAAGUUUGAUUUUGACCUUUCACUCUCUUCAACAAGUGGAAAUGAAGAUGAAGUUUUUGUUGGACCUGUGGGACACAAAGAAAGAUGUAUUGCUGCCAGUAUUGAAGCAAAAAAGUGUGUAUCUUCUUUUGAUGAUAAACUCAUGUGGAGCCCGCUUCAAGGAGAGAAAUUUGUGGAAAUUUUCAAAGAAGCUCGUUUGUUGGCACUGCAAAUAGAGGCUGGAAGCAAGGACACAGAGACCAAAAUAAGCCAAACAGAAGAACAGGAAAACAAGGCUGUAGAAACAUUUGUGGAGGACUCAAAGUCAAAGCUGAAGAUACUGAGAAACAAAACUAUAGACUUAAGUCCCAGGGCUGUUAAACGGGAAACAUACUGUGUGCAGGACAGCCCAGCAUGUCAGCUGCCACCUUGUUUUCAGAAGGCAUCGCAUGAACUUGUGACAGAUGGCCAAGUACAUGCUCUUCCUGCUCCUCCUGACAGAAGCCCUGUUAAAAUUUGUGUGUCUCCUACAAAAAAUGCCAGUUUGCCCCUGACAGAGGAACAGAAAACUAAGGAAACAAAUACAAAGGCAAUUGGCAAACUGCCAAUGGCAAGACCAUCAUCUACUUUUGGUAAAAGCAAUUUGUUGACAAUUGACAAGCUCAAACGAGGAAAAACUACAAGUAUUUCUACAAGAAGAGACUUAAACAGCAUGGGAUCAUCUGAAGAUGUAUUUUCUGAUAAAUCUAGUAUUGCUUUAGAUGCUGUUGAGUCUUCCUUCAGUAGCAGUUCCUCAGUGCAAGACACAAAAGUCCUUCCUGCACCAAGUAAGCCUGGCUUAAAGAAGAUGUCAUAUCUGAAAUGUCCUCGUGCUGUCAGCGGUCUCCCAAGAAAGGCUACAUCAUCAUCUUCAUCAUCAGUUUCCAGCAUGAACUCAAGUCUUAAUUCAAGUUUACCCAUUUCUCCUAUAGGCAAAAAAGGAAAAUCAAACUUGUCAUCAAAAGCUAGUGUGAGUGGCUCUAAGCUUCCAUCUGGUACAAGCAGGCUGGCCCUUGUCAGACCUACCACAGUGUCAUCUCUGCAGGCUGCCAAUACUGAGAAAUCCAAGAAGCAAGUGAGAUCAGCUAGUACUCCCAAAGUAUCUAGUGCUAUAAACCUGGCUAAAUCUUCAGCUUCUGCAACAUUAUCUGAGGCUGCAGGCAGUGGAAUUCAGAGACCAAGCUCUGUUCCCAGUCUGCAGCAGCUAUGUCAGCAGAAUAAAGAUGGGAUUUCAACAAAAGGAAGCCUGUGUCCAAAGCCCAAGGCUAGAGUUCUGUCUGCUUCAACAAGUCAAACUAAGGCUCCUGUGAAGACUCAAGAUGCAACACCAAACAAAUUGGCACAAAAAGCAGCACCAUCUCUUGGAUUAACAUUUUGUGGCACACCUGGAAGUGCCAUGGCAGUCAGCACUCCUAUGAAAGGCUCAGAAGAUAAGGUUUUCCAGGGGUUUUGUUUUCCUGAGAAGUCUGCCACCAUGACUCCUGCCAGUGUGAAGCGGUCUGGCCUGCCUACGCCUGUCCGUCGGCUCUCGGGGCUCCCAGCAGUGACUCCCAGAACUGUGCCCAGAGUGGCAUUCUCGCCACACGCUGCAUCUCUUCGGCAAAGCUGCAGCUUUUCUACCAAAAAGACUUUUACAGCUGGUCCUAAACAGAAACAAGAGAGUAAGACACAGACAUCUUCAGAGGAUGAUACAUCUCCUCCACCUGUGCCACCUCUUGUACUUAACUUCUCACCAGAGAAAACUGCUGCAGAAGGAGUAGAAAAUGCAUUAAAAGAGGCAGAAGUACAAAAUAAGCUGGCUGAAGUACAAAAUCAGCUGGCUGAGGAGAAACAACCUGAGGCUUUACUGCUAGAUAUUGGAGCAGACAAGUCUCUCCCACACACUUCUGAGUGUGAAAGUAGACCUUUGAUUGACCUUUCCAAUACUCCUGAAGUGAGUAAGAUUACUUCUCCAAAGCCUGUGUUAUCUGGACAGAUAAAGCUGAUUGAUUUGAGUUCUCCUCUUAUCACUCUGAGCCCUGAUGUAAACAAAGAAAAUCUGGAUUCCCCUCUACUCAAGUUCUGAAUCUGAAUUGAAGUAUUCUUAGCAACUGUGAUCUUUGAAGUGUUUUUGGUGUUAUUCCUCACUUGUAUAAUUUUUUAAGAUGGCUGUAGAUUUGUCUGAUGAGCUCCAUUAAUAAAAUAAAAUUCUAACUGUCUGAUAAUGGUUUUGUUCAUGGAUGUGCUGCAAUGGGUGUAUUUAAACUAUGUUGCUCUAA
Molecule: messenger RNA, 2653 nt
Organism: Oenanthe melanoleuca
Lineage: Eukaryota; Metazoa; Chordata; Aves; Passeriformes; Muscicapidae
Gene: GTSE1
Product: G2 and S-phase expressed 1
Exons: 12
Coding region: 16-2460 (814 amino acids)
Cellular component (GO): cytoplasmic microtubule; microtubule cytoskeleton
Molecular function (GO): microtubule binding
Source: RefSeq, a predicted model, not a curated record